ACAAAGAUUUUAUUUUGCACCACAAAAUUGAGACCUUAAAGGAGGACGAAAUGGGGUUUAACAUUGGAUCAGCUCUUACAAUGGUAGGCAUUGUAUCAUGCCUUGUAUCUGUUGCAGAUGCUGCUGAAGGAAUUGCCGUUUUCUACAAACCUCCUUAUACUCCCUCCAAAUGCUAUGGAAAUAGGAAUAAUGGAGUUAUGGUAGCUGGGGUGAGUGAUGCCCUGUGGAAUGGUGGAGCAGCAUGUGGGAGAAAAUACAGAGUGUCAUGCGUACGAGGAGCAAAUCAAGCUCCAAGACCUUGCAGAAAAGGUAGUGUAGUAGUCACAGUAGUCGAUUUUUGUAGAAAAGGAUGUAAUGGAGUCAUCAAUCUCUCUCAAGAUGCUUUCUCCCGAAUUGCUGAUCCUAAUGCUGGCAAAGUUGUUGUUCGAUACGAUCAGGCUUGAGGGUUUAAUCAUGGGAGAAGGCUGUUUCGAGACCAAGCUGAUCUUGUUACUGUUAAAAUAAAAUGGCUCGUUAUGGAACUGGUCUGUUUCAUCGAUGAUGUACGACUUAUGUAAAAUCAAUCGAUCAAAUGAGAAUUGUCUGAAGUGAGAUACUUUUGAGAUCGUAC
Messenger RNA from Populus euphratica (Euphrates poplar), 610 nucleotides. Its product is annotated as EG45-like domain containing protein. The record is from RefSeq and is a predicted model, not a curated record. Gene Ontology annotation, biological process: systemic acquired resistance. The transcript has 3 exons. The coding region runs from base 51 to 443 and encodes 130 amino acids. Gene Ontology annotation, cellular component: cell wall; apoplast. NCBI's taxonomy places the organism in Eukaryota, Viridiplantae, Streptophyta, Magnoliopsida, Malpighiales, Salicaceae.